ACAUCACGAAGCCUCCACAUCAUGUGCCACAUCCCAGUCUUCUGCUGGAUCACUGCUACAGUUCUGGAGGAUGUGAUGGAGGCCAGAGAGGGAGGAGAGCUGCCCAGAACCCUGACUGAGAUGUACAUCCACUUCCUGGUGGUUCAGACCAAAGUGAAGACAGUCAAGUAUGAUGGAGGAGCUGAAACAGAUCCACACUGGAGUCCAGAGAGCAGGAAGAUGAUCAAGUCUCUGGGAAAACUGGCUUUUGAUCAGCUGCAGAAAGGAAACCUGAUCUUCUAUGAAUCAGACCUGACAGAGUGUGGCAUCAAUAUCAGAGCAGCCUCAGUGUACUCAGGAGUGUUCACACAGAUCUUUAGAGAGGAGAGAGGUCUGUACCAGGACAAGGUGUUCUGCUUCAUCCAUCUGAGUGUUCAGGAGUUUCUGGCUGCUCUUCAUGUUCACCUGACCUUCAUUAAGUCUGGGGUCAACCUGAUGGAAGAAAAACAAUCAGCUGUCCCUACAUUGUUCCACAAAUCAAAAAUAAUAUCUCUACACCAGAAUGCUGUCGACCAGGCCUUACAGAGUCCAAAUGGACACCUGGAUUUGUACCUCCGUUUCCUCCUGGGACUCUCACUGCAGACCAAUCAGAGACUCCUGCAAGGUCUGCUGGGACAGACAGGAAGUAGCUCUCAGUCCAAUCAGAAAACAGUUCAUUAUAUCAAGGAGCAGAUCAGUGAAAAUGUGUCUGCAGAGAAAAGCAUCAAUCUGUUCCACUGUCUGAAUGAACUGAAUGAUCGUUCUCUAGUGGAGGAGAUCCAACAGUCUCUGAGUUCAGGAAGUCUCUCCACAGACAAACUGUCUCCUGCUCAGUGGUCAGCUCUGGGGUUCAUCUUGGUGUCAUCAGGAGAAGAUCUGGAGAAAUACUCAGCUUCAGAGGAUGUUCUUCUGAAGCUGCUGCCAGUGGUUAAAGUCUCCAACAAAGCUCUACUGAGUGGCUGUAACCUCUCAAAGAGAAGCUGUGCAGCUCUGUCCUCAGUUCUCAGCUCCCAGUCAUCCAGUCUCACAGAACUGGACCUGAGUAACAACAAGCUGCAGGAUUCAGGACUGAAGCUUCUCUCUGCUGGACUGGAGAGUCCAAACUGCAACCUGGAAACUCUGAGAUUGUCAGGCUGCUUGAUCUCAGAGGAAGGCUGUGCUUCUUUGGCCUCAGCUCUGACCUUUAACCCCUCCCAUCUGAAAGAGUUGGACCUGAGCUACAAUCAUCCAGGAGACUCAGGAGUGAAGCUGCUGUCGGCUGGACUGAAAGAUCCACAUUGGAGACUGGAAGCUCUCAGGGUGGAGCCUGCUGGAGGCCGAUUCUUGACACCAGGGCUGAGGAAAUAUUCCUGUCAACUCACCAUUGAUAAAAACACAGUGAACAGAAACCUGAAACUAUCUCAAGAUAACAGGAAGGUGACACAUGUGGAUGAGCUCCAGCCAUAUCCUGAUCAUCCAGACAGAUUUGAUUACAGGCAUCCUCAGCUGCUCUGUGGAACUGGUCUGACUGGUCGCUGUUACUGGGAGGUUGAGUGGAGAGGAGGAGUUGAGAUCUCAGUGAGUUACAGAGGAAUCAGGAAUAAAGGAGACAGUAGAGCCUGUUGGUUUGGAAGGAAUGACCAGUCCUGGAGUCUGGUUUGCUCUGGUGAUAAAGAUUACUCUGUUUAUCACAAUAACAGACGGAUACCUAUCCCCUCCUCCUCUGUCUCUCACAGAGUUGGAGUGUAUGUGGAUCAUCCUGCUGGGAUUCUGUCCUUCUACCAAGUUUCCUCCGACUCACUGAUCCACCUGCACACUUUUAAAACCACAUUCACUGAACCUCUCUAUGCUGGGUUUGGGCUCUGGCUCUCUGGUUCCUCUUCAGUGUCUCUGUGCCGAGUUGAGUCUAAAGAGUCUAAAUAUUUUCCUCCUGUCAGAGAAACUCUCUCUCUGUUGAACAGAUAGUUCAGUCUCUACUUGUCUCUACAUUUUCAGAUUCAUGGAUUCAGUUUGUUUCUGAUGGAAACUCUAAAUCAUUCCUUAAAAACUUUUUCCUCUUCCAGAUGGGAGCUGAGAUUAUUCCAGGAUUAUUCCAGGAUUAUUCCAGGAUUCUCAUGAUUUUUCUAUUUCCAGUCAAACCUUCACACUGAAUAUCAAGAUGUUGUCAUUUUCUCUUGUGUUUUUUUGUCUUUUCAACAUUUUAGUAAAAUCACAGAGAAUGUUGAUCAGUUUUUCUCAACCACUGGAAAUAAUCUCUUGUUUUACUAAAUGCAUCAUAUAAACUCAUUUAACAUCCAAAAAUGAGGGUAAUUUUAUUUGUCUGAAGAAAACAUCAACAUUUACUUUAUUUUUAUGGCUGAAGUGUCAAAAUGUUACAUUAUUGCUUUCACUGAUAUCUGCAAUCCUGUGGAUCUCUUAUUAGUCUUAUGGGUCUGUUUAAAUGCGUGGACAUUAAUUGUUUUAAAAAUAAUUAGUGUCAUGAAGACUGAAGCUGGUUUGUCAUCACUGCAGGGGGUCGUGGAAGGACAGCUGUUAUAAUGAAAUGAGAGACUGUCCAAGUCCAGAAUUGACUUUAAUUAACUAUUGAAGUUCCAACAUACACAGAAAUAAGCGCAUGUGUUUUCUAUAAAGAUAAAUAAAUACAAAUUCUAAGUACUCGUCUGUAAAUUCUUCUUUCACAAAAACAACUACCAAGGGAAUAAAUGUGCUUAAAGCCAGCAGCUGAUUAAUACUGACUAUGAGAAUGUAAAUCAUUGCAUGUAAAUAAUAAUCAAUAAUAUUAUUAUCAGAAUAUUAUUUGACAAAACAUAAAAGAAAAUGGCAUUUCAAUUAGAAAUUGAUAACAGCUGCAUCCAGUUACUUGAAACCAGGUACCUAAACUAAAGCUAACCGGCUAGCUUCUUUAGCAGUUAGCUCCUUUAGCAGUUAGCUUCUUUAGCGGUUAGCUCAUCAUACAAAUAAUGAUACCAAACCACCAAAAUAUUCUACAAACACUUUAAGAAACUGAACUAGAGGGAGAGCGGACCUCUGCAGAAUCUUCUCUUUCUUCCACUCUGCAGUUUCAUUCCUGAGGUUCUGGGUGUUGUGAUGAGAUCUGUGGCUCUCCUGGUUCUGUCUGGUAUCGCUGUUUGGUUUUUUGGCAGAACUGGAACACCAUGUGUAGGUGCAGAACCAAAGAGGAUGACCAAGCUUAGCUUUACUUCAGGAAUGUUUGAGCUCUGCUUAAGAGGAGGGAAACUUAGAUCAGUCAUAUAAUGAAACUUUGCUUUAAAAAUGAUAAAUAAUUGUAUGAAACUGUUUGUAUUCUGGAGAAAUAUUUCUGCAGCUGUUUAUGUAUUCAAGCUCCAAAUCAGCCUCUUCAUUUUGUACUCGUGGUGAUAUUAUU
Poeciliopsis prolifica (blackstripe livebearer) is the source of this 3382-nucleotide messenger RNA. RefSeq names its product NLR family CARD domain-containing protein 3-like. The record is from RefSeq and is a predicted model, not a curated record. Lineage: Eukaryota; Metazoa; Chordata; Actinopteri; Cyprinodontiformes; Poeciliidae. Gene Ontology annotation, molecular function: protein binding. The transcript has 5 exons. Bases 22 to 1962 code for a protein of 646 amino acids.